AUGAAGUUAGUGCGCGGAUAUCGUUACGUGUUGUUCGGGUUGCUGGUGCUCUGCCAAUCCAGCUUGUGUCCGGGUGAAGACCUUCCAGCAGGUGCAGGUGAUGGUACUGGAGCGGUAACCCUAGUGAAACCCACCGAUCAUGGCCGCUCGAAACGUACGCUGGUGUACACCUUCAACAGCUGUUCUGGAAUCCUGAUUGCGCUGUCGAUCCCGCUCGUCGUCACCGGACGGAACAUCUUUAUGUCGUACAACUUCGAGGCGAACUAUAACAUGCCGACGGAUAGUACGGAUUUCACGCAAGGCAUCCUCAAGAAGGGUGACAACGACCAGAUUCACGAGGCCGAGGCACGUCAGGUUCGCGCCCCAAAGCGAUCGAGUCUGAGCAGGAAGAAGUUUUACCGUACGAUCGAGCUGAACCUGCAGCGGUACGGGUUCGCUGGGAAGCGAUGUAUCCUGCGGAUGAUCUGUGAGGUGGCGAAGACACCGUUGCAGCACGAGAACGGCGUGUUGGGUGAUCUGCUGCAGUUGAUAUUCACACCGUCCCUUUCCGAGGACGAGGAUUUGCCGGGUGAGUUCAUGCGAGCUGAACAGCUUGGACGGGAACAAGGAAAAUGCACCAAGUAUCGACCCCACUGCCCGUUAAACCCGAUCGAUCUGGUGAGCAUCGUUUUGGAUACUUAA
Anopheles nili is the source of this 681-nucleotide messenger RNA. RefSeq lists its product as uncharacterized. The record is from RefSeq and is a predicted model, not a curated record. NCBI's taxonomy places the organism in Eukaryota, Metazoa, Arthropoda, Insecta, Diptera, Culicidae. The coding region runs from base 1 to 681 and encodes 226 amino acids. The transcript has 3 exons.